AUGGUAGCUUUCCACAAAGGGAUCGACGUCAGGAAGGAACAAUCGUACUGGAACAAUCCGGACUUCAAACGAACUUCUCACGUCUUUUGCGACAAAGAUGACGAACAAGGUUCCCGCAUUAUCGACAUCAUCAAGAAACGAAGAGAGGGUCUUAGAGAGAUCAUGAUUGACGCGACUGCUGCUUUCAAAGAGAAGGUCUUGUCCAGGCAACACGAUAUUCUCCUACAAGUGCGCUGGUUGAAACUGCUCACUCGAGAAGAAGAGGAGGAAGAAGACUUCUGA
Oikopleura dioica is the source of this 282-nucleotide messenger RNA. NCBI's taxonomy places the organism in Eukaryota, Metazoa, Chordata, Appendicularia, Copelata, Oikopleuridae. The record is from the annotation of a GenBank genome assembly.